UAGACCACAGCCCUGUACGCACCUACCUGUGGGACUGCUGGGAUAUUGACCUCGAAGUGUGGAGUUGGACCAUAUUUUCCUUUAAAGCUUUUUGAGUCCGAGGGGUUUCGUCUGGGAUAAACAAAUAGGUGAAACUCGUUACCAAGAGCGGCCUGCAGCAUGUCUGGAUCUUUACCGUUCUACCAGAAGCACCACCGCCACUAUGACCGUGGCUACCGCAACAAGGAGACGGCAUCUAAAAUGAGCCAGUACCAGUCCAGCAGCAGCAUCAGCAGCAGCAGAUACUUUGCGGGCAGCAGUACCUCCGCCACCAGCAGCAGCAGAGGACUUAGACUGUCUGGGCUGGAAGAGAGCCGACUGAGCCCCAUACCCAAGAGAACCAAGCCAACUUACUUGGCUGUGGAUAGAGAGAACCAAAUCAUCGGCUAUGUAGUGCCUAUCUUCAGGGGCAGUCAAGAGUUUGCUACAGGAUAUUCGGAUACAGAGGAAUCAAGGGUGAGGGACAUGGCCCGCAGGGAUUUGUUCAGCAGUGGCCUGGAGAUGGAGAGGUCAGAGCUGAUCUCCAGGAAGGAGGCCAUGCGCGAGUCAGCUGAUCGCAUCUGUCUGAACAAAAGGAUCCAUGAUAAAGAGGAACACUCCAAGCGUAUGAACGAAGACAGCCUGAUGCAUCCCCCGGAGUUUUUGAUUAAACCUCGCUCCCACACUGUGUGGGAGAGGCAGUGUGUGCGGCUGCACUGCACCGUGACUGGUUGGCCUGACCCCCGGGUCGUCUGGUACAAAAACAAUGUGGCCAUUGAAUCGAUUGCAAACCCUGGCAAGUAUAAAGUUGAGAGCAGAUACAGCGUCCAUUCACUGGAUAUUAACAGAUGCGAUUUUGAUGACACAGCUCAGUAUCACGUCUCUGCCAUGAACUCCAAGGGGGAGCUCUCUGCGUUCGCCUCCGUUGUUGUUAAAAGGUUCAAAGGUGAAGUUGAUGAGUACCUGCCAGCUCCCAGACGGGCCAGUACUCAAGAUGGCCCAGUGUCUGAGUAUGGCAUCAACUUCCAGACUCACAUUGUUGAUAAGUUUGGUGUGUCGUUUGGAAGAGAGGGGGAGACCAUGAGCCUGGGGUGCACAGUCGUCAUCUACCCGGCCCUGCACCGCUACCAGCCAGAGGUCCAGUGGUACAAAGACGAUGUUCUGCUGUCUCCAUCUAAAUGGUACCAAAUGCACUGGAGCGGAGAAAGAGCCACACUGACGCUCGCGCACCUCAACAAGGAGGACGAGGGUCUCUACACCCUGCGAGUCACCACCAAGUCGGGAUAUGAAACCUACUCCUCCUAUGUCUUCGUCAGAGAUUCUGAUGCUGAGAUGGAAGGCGCUCCAGGAGCCCCUCUGGACGUUCGCUGUCUCGACGCCAACAAGGACUACAUCAUUGUCACUUGGAAACAGCCGGCUGUCGAUGGGGGCAACUCCAUCCUGGGCUACUUCGUGGACAGGUGUGAGGUUGGAACCAACCACUGGAUCCAGUGCAAUGACACUCCGGUCAAGUUCGCCCGUUUCCCUGUGACCGGUUUGGUGGAGGGUCGCUCUUACGUCUUCCGCGUGCGUGCUAUCAACAACAGCGGCAUGAGUCACCCGUCCAGAGUGUCCGAACCAGUGGCCGCCAUGGACCCGGCUGACCGCGCCCGCUUGAGAAGUACUUCUGCUCCCUGGACCGGCCAAAUCAUUGUCACAGAGGAGGAACCUGCAGAGGGCAUUGUUCCUGGCAGACCUCUUGAACUCCAGGUGACGGAGGCGACCAAGAAUUACGUGGUGCUGAGCUGGAAGCCGCCAGGAGAGAAAGGCCUGGAGGGAGUCAUGUACUACGUGGAGAAGUGUGUGUCGGGCACAGACAGCUGGCAGAGGGUGAACACAGAGAUCCCAGUCAAGUCCCCUCGCUUUGCGUUGUUCGAUCUGGCCGAGGGGAAGUCCUACAGCUUCCGUGUCAGGUGCUGCAACCCUGCCGGGGUCGGUGAACCCUCCGACCCGACGGAGGCCACCACAGUUGGCGACAAGCUUGAUAUCCCAUCAGCCCCAAGCAAAGUAGUCCCCAUCAGAAACACAGACACAUCAGUCGUCGUGUCUUGGGUAGCGUCCAGUGAUGCCAAAGAGUUAGUUGGGUACUACAUCGAGGGGAGCAUCGUGGGCAGCAACGUGUGGGAGCCGUGCAACAACAAGCCCGUAAAUGUGACCAGGUUCAUCUGCCACGGUCUGACGACGGGAGAGAAGUACGUGUUUAGGGUGAGGGCAGUGAACGCAGCAGGGCUCAGCCAGUUCUCCCCAGAGUCUGAGCCUGUGGAGGUGAAGGCUGCUAUUGCCUCCCCUGCUCCGCCCUUUGGCAUCAGCGUCCUGGAGUGUGUGCGUGACUCCAUGGUGCUGGCCUGGAAACAGCCGAGCUUCAUCGGCGGUGCUGACAUCUCCGGCUACUUCGUGGAUUACCGUGAUGUCAUCGAUGGCGUGCCGGGGAAGUGGCACGAGGCCAACAUCAAGGCCAUCAGUGAGAGGGCCUACAGAGUGUCCGACCUGAUGGAGAACAGGAAGUACCAGUUCCAGGUGCGAGCAGCCAACAUGGCCGGUGUUGGCAUCCCGUCACUGCCCAGUGACACCUUCCUGUGUGAGGAGUGGACCAUCGCUGUGCCAGGACCUCCUCACGACCUGCAGGUGAGAGAGGUGCGCAACGACUCUAUGGUGCUGCUCUGGAAACCACCUGUGUACCAGGGCCGCGAUCCGGUCAAUGGGUUCUACAUCGACAUCAAGGAGGAGGACGCCCCGGUGGAGGCGUGGAGAAGCGUCAACAACAAGGCCACGGAGAAGACGUACAUGAAGAUCAAGAACCUGAAGGAGGGAGAGGUGUUCGUGUUCCGGGUUCGUGCUCAGAAUAAAGCCGGUGUCGGAAAAACGUCUGAAGUGACAGAGCCGGUUUCAGCUGUGACCAAACCUGGCACUAAUGAGAUCGUCGUGGCUGUGGAUGAUGACGGCAUCAUCUCCCUGAACUUCGAAUGCUGUGACCUGACCCCUGACUCCAAAUUCGUGUGGUCCAAGAAUUACGAGGAGAUCACAGACCCCUCCCGCUUGACUAUGGAGACCAAGGGAAACAAAUCUAAAGCUGUCUUCAACACACCUGGAGAGGAGGACAUUGGCCUCUACUCCUGUAUCGUCACCCACACUGAUGGAGCUUCAUCCAGCUAUGAUCUCUCUGAGCAAGAGUUGAAGAGGCUGCUGGAGGUCAGUCACGACCAUAAAUUCCCCAUUAUUCCCCUGAAGUCAGAGUUGGCUGUGGAGCUGCUGGAGAAAGGCAGAGUUCGCUUUUGGCUGCAAGCCGAGAAGAUUUCCGCCGAUGGCAAAGUCGAUUACGUGUUCAAUGAGAACCUUAUCUCUCAGGGGGAGAAAUACAAGAUGAACUUUGACAAGAGCACCGGCGUGAUCGAGAUGAUCAUGGAUUCUCUGACCCCGGCGGACGAGGGCACCUUCACCUUCCAGCUGAAGGACGGGAAAGCCACCAACCAGUCCAGCUUGGUGCUGAUAGGAGACGUGUUCAAGGGGCUGCAGAAGGAAUCAGAGUUCCAGAUGAAAGAGUGGAUCAGAAAGCAAGGUCCUCACUUUAUCGAGUAUCUGAGUUACGAGGUGACGCCCGAGUGCUGUGUUGUGCUGAAGUGCAAGGUCGGCAACGUGAAGAAGGAGACCUCGGCCCUGUGGUACAAAGACGGACAAGAGAUCAAGGCAGACGAGCAUCUUGGCUUCACAGAGGGAGUGCUCAAACUGGAAAUAGCUCAGAUUUCCAAGAAGGAUUCCGGUGUGUACGAGGUCGUUCUGAAGGACGACAGAGGAAAGGACACGUCCACGUUGAAUUUGACGGAUCAAGGUUUCAAGGACUUGAUGAAUGAAGUUUUCAGUUUUAUUGCCAAUUCCUCCACUCCACUGAAGAUCACAAGCACGGACGAGGGCAUCCGACUCUACACCUUCGUCAACUUCUAUAACGAUUUACUCCAAGUGACAUGGCACUACAAAGAUUCAGCCAUCUCCUUCUCUGACCGUAUAAAGAGUGGCGUGGUGGGGGAGCAGCUGUGGCUGCAGAUCACUGAGCCCACAGAGAAAGACACAGGCAAAUACGCCAUCGAGUUCAACGAUGGAAAGGGAGGCCUGAGGAGGACCGUGGAGUUGUCUGGUCAAGCAUUUGAUGACGCUUUUGCGGAAUUCCAGAGACUCAAGUCCGCUGCUGUUGCAGAGAAAGGUCGUGCUCGAGUAGCAGGAGGUUUGCCUGAUGUGGUCACCAUCCAGGAGGGCAAGGCCCUGAAUCUAACCUGCAACAUUUCGGGCGACCCCGUGCCAAAGGUCACCUGGCUGAAGAACGACAGGGAGAUCACGUCCGACGACCACUGCAUCCUGAAGUUCGAGUCCGGCAAGUUCGCCAGCUUCACCAUCACGGCCGUGAACACGUCGGACACCGGCAAAUACAGCAUCCUGGUGAAGAACAAGUACGGCACAGAGAGCGGGGACUUCACCCUGGAGACCACAGAGGGGACGCCUGACCAGGGCGUGACGUCGUACUGGACCGACCCAGUGGGAAAUGUGGUGUUUGGCCCAAACACUCCCCAGGAAAAGAUAGAGAUGCAAAAGCGAAAGGCUAAGACGCCCCCUGUGAAAAUGAAGGAAGACAAAAAGGAGAGAAAAAGUGAGGAACCGGAGGGGGAGCAGAAGAAUAAGAUGAAAGUCGAUGACGCUGCAGAAACAAAAGCUUCAGAUUCAGCCGACCAACCAGAGGCUGAGAGGACACAGCCGGAGUGAAUGAGAAAAGCAUUAAUUACUCAUACAUAUAAGCAUUAUCUACAAGUUUGAUGUGGAGUUGUGUUGUGUUUUCAGUGAUCUCAACUUUGAUCAGGUCACAGACUGUUUCUACUGUUUUUCAAAUCUUUUUGAUCUGGAUUUAGUAUCUGUCAGUUUUAUCCUUUUCCUAUUUGUUUGAAUAAAGAAGCUGUUAAAAAUA
Messenger RNA from Platichthys flesus (European flounder), 5005 nucleotides. It is a transcript of the gene myom1b, whose product is annotated as myomesin 1b. Gene Ontology annotation, molecular function: protein binding. The transcript has 40 exons. NCBI's taxonomy places the organism in Eukaryota, Metazoa, Chordata, Actinopteri, Pleuronectiformes, Pleuronectidae. The record is from RefSeq and is a predicted model, not a curated record. Bases 160 to 4806 code for a protein of 1548 amino acids.